This is a messenger RNA of Haliotis rufescens (red abalone), 3555 nucleotides long. RefSeq names its product pyruvate dehydrogenase (acetyl-transferring) kinase, mitochondrial-like. The transcript has 11 exons. The coding region runs from base 305 to 1543 and encodes 412 amino acids. Lineage: Eukaryota; Metazoa; Mollusca; Gastropoda; Lepetellida; Haliotidae. Gene Ontology annotation, biological process: protein phosphorylation; regulation of glucose metabolic process. Gene Ontology annotation, molecular function: pyruvate dehydrogenase (acetyl-transferring) kinase activity. Gene Ontology annotation, cellular component: mitochondrion. The record is from RefSeq and is a predicted model, not a curated record.
AACUAAAAACACCGUGAACUGGGUCAAAGUCUACAUGACUGCUUGCAUGUGUCACAGCGGUUGUUUGUUUACAGGAAAUUCGGUCACCGAGAUGCAAAUAGAGUCUUCGAGUUUGCACUCUUUGUUCAUAGGCAGUCCGUUGCUUUCCAAUAACGUCAGGGUCAAAGUCUGACUUCACCAACCCUACGGGCUCGAUCGGAAAGAUUUAUCAAUGUUUGUUUUGAUUUCCAGUCGAGUGAUUUACGCUCAGAAACACUUUGGAGGGACUUAUUUCCACUGAAUUAUACACUGUUUUUUCUCAGAGAUGAAGUUAUCACGCAAAUUUAUGUCCCAUAUAAUAUCUGGACUGCGGUGGGCAUCUUUUGAAAAGUAUGCCACUUUCAACCCAUCACCACUUUCAUUGAAACAACUAUUGGAGUUCGGUAGCAAGACAGGAAGUCAGGAGCUCUCCUUCAACUUCCUGCGCAAUGAGCUUCCCGUGAGGAUGGCUAAUAUCAUGAAGGAGAUCAACCAUCUACCUGACAACCUCCUGCAGAUGCCCUCAGUCUCUCUCGUCAUGAGUUGGUAUGAACAGAGUUUUAAGGAGCUACUUCACUUUGAAGAAAACAACACGAGUGACAAGUCACUUACUGACUUCACAGACACACUGACACAUAUACGGAAUCGUCAUGCCAACGUGGUGGAAACUAUGGCUCAGGGUAUCAUAGAGCUGAAGGAUACGUAUGGAGUAGACAGCAACACCAACAACCGCAUCCAAUAUUUCCUGGACCGAUUCUACAUGAGCAGGAUCAGCAUCAGGAUGCUCAUCAAUCAGCACACUCUGUUAUUUGGCUCUCAACUUGCCAACCCACGACAUAUAGGCUGCAUCGACCCCAGUUGCAAUGUGUUGGAUGUUGUGCAGGAUGCGUAUGAGAAUGCUCGAUUUCUCUGUGACCAGUACUACCUCAUCUCACCGGAAGUGGAAAUUAUAACGAAAAAUCCCCUGGAGAAGGAGUCAACAAUCAAUAUGGUUUAUGUACCCUCUCACCUCUAUCACAUGCUGUUUGAACUGUUUAAGAAUGCCAUGAGAGCUGUGGUGGAACACAGCCCCUCGGACGGCGAAGUACCCAAACUGAGUGUGAUGAUAUCCAAGGGAAGUGAAGAUCUGACAAUCAGACUGUCGGAUGUGGGUGGGGGUGUGCCCAGAUCCAAGGUUGACCAGCUGUUCCAGUACAUGUACUCCACAGCCCCCCAGCCUGACCGCUCGGGGGAUGGGUCAGCACCACUGGCUGGCUAUGGGUAUGGCCUACCUCUGUCCAGGCUCUAUGCGCGAUACUUCCAGGGGGACCUGGUACUCAAUUCCGUGGAGGGAUACGGGACUGAUGCUGUCAUAUAUCUUAAAGUGUUAUCAGAUGAAGCCAACGAACACCUCCCUGUUUACAACAAGACAGCUUCUAAAGUGUACGAGACUGAUAUUCCCAUCCAUGACUGGAGCUCACCCUGGUCACCGGGUGGGGGGUCCGCCUCAAGAACAUACACCACAUGGGCUCGCAGCCUCUCCUGAUCUCAGGGUUGGAGACACUGGUGGAAGAACCCAGUUGUCGGCAGGAACGAUCUCUUGGUUGUGACUCGGUCACGUGUUUGAUAUGAUGCUUCUUUCACAGGUGUUCUGUCUUUGUGGCUAGGUAGUAGCUUGUGAUGCUAGGAUGUAACAACAUUAUUAUUCCAUUUCUGGCGUUUAUAGGUGUACAGUCCCUGUAUUGAUGUGCACUGAACACUGUUGAAUAGGGUAUGUUUUGUGUUUCAGAAGAAGAAUUUGACAGGUGUUUUAUUCAGAUGGGUGGGGAAGUUGCCCAUCUGUUUAUAGAGAUCCUCAUUUAUAUUUUGAGAAUUGAAUUUUUAAUGAAAUGGAGUGUCCUCAUGAACAGUAGCUGUGAAUCAGAGGUUCCUCUUCUCGUUGUUCUGUGUGUCCAAUAUGAGUAUGGACAAGGUUGAAGAAUAUGACUAAUAAAAUCAUCAUUCAUAUAGAACAUUCUGUAUCUAAUGAUGGUUCACUUGUACCAGGUUUGUCCUGCGUUGAUACAAGUUGAUAACAGUUCAACUCAGCCAUGCAUUGUACACGUUACACCUGGAAUUGACGCUGAGCUUGAUCAGGUUGCAUGUGACCUUGCUGAACGCCUCCAUAUUUCUGUGAUAUUCUGUCCCCGAGCUUUAUGCAGUCUUCUGUUGUGAUUCAGGUUUUCUGUUUUCCUGACAUCAAUUCUUUGCAGAAUGGUCCUUCCUUAAUAACCAUGUUCAGGCUUGCAGACAAUACUGUGCCAUCACAUACACAAUGCUGAAGAUGUUGCAUACGCAGCAGGAAGAACAAUUACAGAACAACCACAUCUUGAGAGGGAAGUUAUUAGCUUCUCGAAACAAAUGGCACGUUCCUGCCUCUGUGAAGAGUGAUGAAAUAAGUUACUCAUAACACAUGAGGUCUUGUUCUGUCAACUUCAAAAUUCCAAUGAAAGAAUUUAAAUGUUGAAACUUCCUGCUUGCUGUAUAUAUACCACUGUUUAAUCCAAAAGUGCAAUAUCAUUGGCAUAUAUCUUAUUGGGCAUAAUACACGCUGCUGUAGUAUUCAUGUUUGUCCUCUUUUUAACCUUAGAACAUCAUCUCCGUAGGAUAACAGAGAAGGUGGUCUCGUGGAUGUAUUGUUCACUUGUCACCUUCACCAGGUUCAGUUCCCUGUUUGGUGGGCAGUCAGUGAAGCCUGGUUUGGGCUUGCAACUGUUUUUAAAUGAGAGCUAUGCCACUGCAUGUAUCAUUGUUUUAAAAACAUGACCUGGAAACUAUGUUUAGUUGUUUAAAAAACAAUACUAUUUUUAAACAAUGUUUUAGAAAAAACUUGACUUUUUAUUUGACUAUUUGAUUUAACGGAACACAUUUAGAAUCAUUGUAACUGUCUACAGUACUAUACUUGUGACAGUCUCCUAUAUUUUAACAUGGACAUGUGUCAUGUAUUUUAACUAAGACUUGAGACAGUCUCCCAUACUUUAAGACAGACUUACGUCUGUCUCUUGUAUUGUAACAUAAAGUUGUGACAGCCUCCAUCCUAUGCUGUAACGGUGUGACAGUUGGACACGGAUUGCUUUGUGACAGGGGUUUUGAAAACCGGUAUGCUUCAUUUUCAACAACUAUUUUAUAUGUAUUCAAAGUCACAUCUCUACACAAUGAUUGAAGUCAUUUGUGCCAUUGUUCAUUUGUAUGGUUACCAUGGUUACAUUAGUGUUUGUGAGAAUGUCAUCAUCCAACAUGAUUCACGUGUGAUGUACAUCAUAUGUCAUUCCUAUGAUAAGAUGUGUAACAGUUGUGGAUUCAAUCCAACAGUACCUUUCUACUGAUACUAUGGCAGCCGUCUAGUCCCUCAGCUGGGUCUGUUCUUGUUCACUUUUACUUAGUUUUAUGUCAUAACCAACUGGCUUUGUCUUGGUGUUAAAGUUGAUGUGAGAAGGCCAUUUGAAAUGAGUGUGAUGUUUUAUUAGUAUAAUAUGAUCACACAUGGAUAUUUUCAAUGAGAAUAAAUAUUUUAGUGGA